AUGGAGUCCGUCCUGGAAGCGCUUCUUUUCACAUUCAUUAAUCCCCCAAAUGUUAAAAUAUUACCGCCAAGGUGGCUGAAGAUGCCUUCACCAAUGCAAGUAUUCGCACUGGUGAUGAUGACUUAUUUCUUCGUGACUGGAGGACAAACGACUGAUGAGAGAGGUAAUGCGAAGCCAGUUGCUAUAAUGCAGUAUCGAGUUAAUGGGCAAUAUAUUAUGGAAGGCUUGGCUGCAAGCUUUAUGUUUUCUUUAGGCGGACUUGGUUUUAUCAUAUUGGAUAGGUGCAAUAAUCCAUUAACGCCCAAGCUGGAUCGGAUAAUGAUGUUGGGGUUGGGUUUCGCUUGUGUUCUCAUUGGUUUCUUGGCCACUCGAUUGUUCAUGAAAAUUAAGAUGCCAUCUUAUUUGCAAGGUAUUACUGGCUAA
Messenger RNA from Acanthocheilonema viteae, 423 nucleotides. NCBI's taxonomy places the organism in Eukaryota, Metazoa, Nematoda, Chromadorea, Rhabditida, Onchocercidae. The record is from the annotation of a GenBank genome assembly.